GUGCUGCAGCAAACUGAUGAAAACUUCUUAGUCCGGAUUAUUUUUUCCGUCUCUGCCUCCAUGCAGGACUUCAGGGAUUGACCGUCCGCGGGCGGAUAUGCAGACUGGGCCUCAGGUGCUCUUCCCAUAUGGACACAAACAGCGUUGGUGUAGCAUGCUGGUUGAUGUUGUUUUGUUAUGCUAACAACAACAACACGCUACAUGUGCCAUGCUCGACUUAAUCCGAGUAGAAUGGGGAUUAGGCGCUAACAGCAGACUGUUUCUCGCCGGUCCAGCGUCGUUAACAGGGGAUCCUGGUGCAGACGGUGCCGCCCCGGCUGUGUGAUGGGGCUCUGGAAGAUCAUGAUGCCGCAGAAGAUCCAGCUCCUGGCGGUCCUGGUGUUCGGGGUGGCCGUGAUGCUGAUCGAGAAUCAGAUCCAGAAACUGGACGAGUCGAGAGCGAAGCUCGAGAGCGUCCUCCUCAAGCGAGAGGUGGCUGAGACUGAGCGGCGUGUCGGUGAGGACCAGCCGGUGGCGGCCAGAGGAGACAACACGGUCAUCAUUUACAACAGAGUGCCCAAGACGGCCAGCACGUCCUUCACCAACAUCGCCUACGACCUCUGCAGGAAAAACCAGUUCCACGUCCUGCACGUCAACAUCUCCCGAAACAACCCUGUCCUCUCUCUGCAGGACCAGAUUCGUUUUGUGAAAAACAUCACCUCAUGGAAAGAGAAGAAGCCCGGCUUCUACCACGGCCACAUGGCUUAUCUGGACUUCGCAAAGUACGGUGUGAAGGAUAAGCCGCUGUAUAUAAACGUGGUGCGGGAUCCCAUCGAGCGCCUGGUGUCGUACUACUACUUCCUCCGCUCUGGUGACGACUACAGGCGAGGCCUUCGACGGAGGAAACAGGGAGACAAGCAGACCUUUGAUGAGUGCGUGUCUUCAGGAGGGCCUGACUGUAAACCUGAGAAGCUCUGGAUGCAGAUCCCUUUUUUCUGCGGACACGUUUCAGAGUGCUGGAAUGUCGGCAGCCGCUGGGCUUUGGAACAGGCCAAAUACAACCUGAUGAACCAGUACCUGUUAGUGGGAGUGACCGAGGAGCUGGAGGACUUCGUCAUGAUCCUGGAGGCAGCGCUGCCACGAUUCUUCAAGGGAGCCACUGAACUCUACAGAACAGGUAACAAGUCCCAUCUUCGGAAGACCAAUGACAAGAAACCCCUUACCAAAGAGACGAUGGAGAAGCUGCGGCAGUCUGACGUCUGGAAACUGGAAAAUGAGUUUUACGAGUUUGUACUGAAGUACUUUCAGUUUGUGCGUGCACAUGCUGUCAGAAAAAAAGAUGGAGAACUUUACAUCCUGGCCCAGAGCUUCUUCUAUGAAAAGAUUCACCCCAAAGCAAACUGAAGAAGCUGCAUGGGGGGCGCUCAGAGGAAUUUCAAGUCAACUACACUGGGAGAACAAGACUGUAAGAGACGCAGUGUUUAUAAGGAGACCUUUCACAGAAAGUGGCUGUUGGACUGUACAAAGGAAUCUUCACCAGGGUUUCUUUUAAAUCUUGAAUUUCUGCUGCUGUUGUGGUAGUUUAACAUUUCGUCCUUAUUGAGUCCAAACACAAUGGACCAUCAGAAAUAGCAAUAUUACAAGGUAUAACUUGUUUUUGAGUUGAAUUUUCCAGGGAAAAGGGGCAUAGCUGAGUUUGGUUUGUGUCAUUUUUUCACACUUCACACUAGAUUUGAGAUGCAACUGUACUUAUUUGCAUUUUGUAGGUUAACAUUGGUGCAUUUGUACAUUCCAUAGUGAUAUGCAGUGAACGUUUUUCGGACCAAAUUAGCGGGGGGGGGGGGGGGCGGAUAUCCUGAAGUACCUGCUCACUGGAAAUGUCUCCAUGUGUUUUAACGCUUCACAAAAAUAUUUUAAUGAUCAAAAUGUUGCACCUUUAGUGACAAAAAGCUGUUUAAAAGAAGCACAAGAGAGAAGAUUAUCAAGAGCAACUAACAUGGGUGAUUACAGGGUUUGUUUUUCUAAGCAGGCAGAUACUGAUAGUGCCUUUCCUCAGAUGUUUCAGGAAGUCCUAGUUUUCAAUGUUACUUUUUCAGUGUUUUCUCUUGUUGGUUUGUUUUUUUUCCCCCACACUGACCACCACAUUAAACCCCCAAAGUAUACAUAACUGUAGAUGUUUUGGCCUCGUUAUUUCACAUCAGUUCUGUUGUGUUUGUGCAUGGAAGCAGCAGCAGCACACAGUGGCUGUAGUGUGAGCACUGUGGAAGUAUUUCCAAGUAUGAAGCAAAAGCAACUGAAAUGCCACCUUAUGGGGUGGAAAUGGCAGAAUGCCUUUAAAUCCAACCAAUUUGAUGUGAUGUCUAAAACAAAAUAUUUUGUGUUUGUAGAGCCUGGUUGACAGAUGCUGAGCCACUGCCAUACUUGUAUG
Messenger RNA from Salarias fasciatus (jewelled blenny), 2407 nucleotides. RefSeq names its product heparan sulfate 2-O-sulfotransferase 1-like. NCBI's taxonomy places the organism in Eukaryota, Metazoa, Chordata, Actinopteri, Blenniiformes, Blenniidae. The transcript is spliced from 7 exons. The coding region runs from base 325 to 1383 and encodes 352 amino acids. Gene Ontology annotation, cellular component: membrane. The record is from RefSeq and is a predicted model, not a curated record. Gene Ontology annotation, molecular function: heparan sulfate 2-sulfotransferase activity.